Molecule: messenger RNA, 1610 nt
Organism: Schistocerca gregaria
Lineage: Eukaryota; Metazoa; Arthropoda; Insecta; Orthoptera; Acrididae
Exons: 3
Coding region: 1-1197 (398 amino acids)
Source: RefSeq, a predicted model, not a curated record
AUGCAAAACUCGAUCGAAGACCUGAGCAAGCUGGUCAAGGAAAUUGGGUUCAACACAGUUUCGGACAAGGCGCUACAGCGACUUCUAGAUAAGCACAAAGACGGCCACGAAGUCGUGAUGCAUCUGAUCAACCUGGAACCGCAUGAGUCCCUGUCAGAACUGAGCCUGGAGCGCCUGGCGGACGAGAGGGAAGAAGCGCGGGGUGGCGUAGACAAGACGAGAAACUCGAGACAAGAAUUGAAGCUAGAAGCGAGUCCGGGUCGGGACGCGUCUUCUGGUCACGAGCCGCGGAGCGUUCUUGGAUCGUCCGCACCGCGGGAGAUGCAGCGCCGAGAUUCACCCGACUUCGACCUGGACAGAGAGCAGAGAGACGCUACCUCUGUGGAUCUGUCGCUGAAUUACAGCUUUCUGUGCGACUCUGCGUAUGCGGAUUUGUUAGAAAACGAAUGUCACGGACUCUGCGCUACGCCGGAGCAGUCCAGAGGGGCCGUUAUCUACUACAGGGCCGACGAGCGUCCGCCAGAGGCCUGUGAGAGAAGGCAGAUUGUCGACUUGUUCAAAGCGGAGGCCGUGAGCUACGUCGAGUUCGACCUCACCGACGACAGCGAGCAGACUGGACUCAUAACCGCGAAGUUGAACGGAAGGCUGACGCUCCCCGUGGUUUUUGUGAGCGACAAACUCGUCGGCGGCAUCAACGAAGUCAAGCAACAGAUGGACCAAAUAAAGUACGAGUGCGCCAAGCAGUUGGUCCACAGCGUGACGCUCGAUGAGUAUCAGCACCUCAACGCCAUAUCGAACAGCAGCGUUCGACUGGGCAUCAUCGACAGGGCGCUCAACAUGGGAGAGACGGUGCUGAAUUACAUCAACCCUCUAUUCUGGCUUCAAUCUCGACAUGAGGCGAAAGACCCUGACAGCCAAAUCGAGGAGUUCACGAUCACGCAAAUGAACUGGUACUUGAGGAAUCAGAAGAGGAUACUGAGGUUCGGGUCCGAUACGUUCCUAAAGAUCCAUCCGGACACAAGACAAGUAAGGGCGGUGUGUAGCUAUGAUAAGAUCAAGAGCAUCCGGCGCGCUGGUGACAAAUUGACUCUAUUGUAUGAGGACGGACACAAGGACCAGUUCAUCGCUCCAGAAGAGGUUCUGAAUCACCUGGUGGCGCUAUUCCGUGUCAGGUGCGGACCCUCGCUGAAGUCAUAAGAGAGAACAAAAGAAACGCGGUUUUUGUAUGUGUGUAUAUAUAGAGGGAAUCUGGGAUAGGAAGGGUGUGUGUGUGGAUAUGUGUAUGAGCACAUUCUUCUUUUUUUUUUUUGACAUGCGAGGAGGAGGAAGGAAGUGGAUGGCGAGGAUCCCGCUCGCCUAAUUUUCGCGGUGCGAGGGGCGUCGUGCUGAAUGCGUCUCUGGAAAAGGUGGCAACUUCGCAUUGCUCUUCUGCGCUCGCAGGGCCUCAGGCGCUCCCCCCCGUACAGGUACACUGCCGCCACACUCGAGGGCUCGGGGGGAAGUCCUCGGCGGCGCCUGUACCUCCGAACGUCUUGCACAUAGUCCCGCGCCUUUUUUUCAUGUGAGUGAUUCGCGGCGGCCUCGUUUCCUUCACUUGAGCUCGCUGCGCA